CUGCUAGACACCUAAUAAAACUUUAUAUAUACUUCUGAGUUCUGUCCUUUUUCUUCACACCCCUGUGAAGACGACGAGCUCCACCUCAAGCCUCCAAUCUGAACUUAGAGUAUAUUUAAACUGUAUUUUACUUCAACUAUAUUUUUUAAAAUAUUUAGUUAGUUAAUAUUCAUCAUAAUUAAUUUUAUUAGAUUUACCUGAAAUUUUAUCUUAAAACUUUAAUUAUAAAAAAACUAUAAUUUAUAAAUUUUUUAAUCUAUUUAUUAAACUAUAAUAGUAAAAGCUAUUUGCAAUGCUAAACAUCCUUAAUUAUCACACUAAUAACACUCAUGAUCCAUGGGAAAUUCCAAUUCCAUGACAAGUCAUGAAACUUGUUUUCUUGGCUUUGCGAGCCGAUUGUCAGCUCUCCAAUUCAUCUGCCACCAACUGCUGCCCGAGGUCCCAAAUCUUACAGCGCACCUACUGAGAACAAAACCCAGCAAUCUUCAUGGGAAACGAGCUUCGAGAAGAUUGUCUCGAAUGCACACCACCUAUUUGAUAAAUUGGCAUAGUGUGGAACUUUGCAAUGGUAUAAUCCCACCACAUCCAUGUCGCCUUGUAUCUCAUUCAGGCAACAGCAGCAGCAGCCGGUGCAGUGCAUUCGGGACAGCUAUGGACCAGGUCAAAGCAACCGCUGCCUUCGUCGCCAACCGCUCCUCUCACGUUGUUGUCGACUCUGCAGGGUUAGAGAAAGUAGUCGAGAAUAUUCAAGAUAAGAUUCCGAAAAUAGAGUGGGAUUUUGAAGGGAUUCAUUAUUUUGACAACGGACCUCUCACCGUUCAGUACCUCUUUGUUUUGGACACGCUCAAUUUUUGCUUUUGGCCUGACAAGAACUUAAAUUAUGAUGAUUUGGCUUCGGGGUUAAAGGAGGCUUUGGAAAAUGACAAAUCUGUAUUUGAUGCUGAUCAUCUGCAAAAAAUCACCGGUCUUCAAUUACGCAACUUGUUAAAGUGGCCCCGACCACUUCCUCUGGAGGACGAACGAGUUCGUCUGCUGCAUGAGGUUGGUUUUGAGCUGGAAAGAAGUUUUGGGGGUAAAGCAUCGAAUCUAGUGGAAUCCUGUGGGAGAUCAGCUGCAAAGCUUGUUGCCACUAUAGCCAGUCACUUUCCUGGCUUUCGAGACCACUCUGUUUACAAAGGCCACCAGAUAUUCUUGUAUAAAAGAGCUCAGAUAUUUGCUGCUGAUCUAUAUGGUGCUUUCAAAGGCCAAGGAUAUGGAGAAUUCAAUGACAUUAGCUCCAUCACUAUAUUUGCAGACUAUAUUGUCCCAGCUAUGCUGCGGAAGCUUGGUGUGCUAAAAUAUAGUUCAACCCUUGCCAGCAUAAUUGAGUCUAAUAAAGAAAUAGUUUCAGGAAGUGAGGAGGAAGUUGAAUUACGAGCCUGUUCCAUAUAUGCUGUGGAGAAAAUGAGGGACCUGAUUAGUGUAAAAUUAGGAAAACAGGUGCUGAGUGUGGAGUUGGACCUAUGGCUCUGGGCUUACGGUGUUCAAAAUCCAUCUCUUCCACACCAUCGGACACUCUCGAUAUAUUAUUGAACAGAUGCUACGCUAGAGCAGCUUUAAUAAUUCUGUGGGAGGAGGAUACAUUUUACCUGUUAAAGUUUUGAGGUUAUUCUUAUAAACAUACAAGAACUAAUCCAUACAUCCUUCGCUCUCCUUUCUGAAGGGCUAAACCUGUUUUUGAAGACACACAACUCUGUUUCAGUCAUUUGACGUUCGUACUCCAAGAAAUGUUAUCUCUUGCGUGGGCAUUAUUCUUAUUGCCGUUUAUUUGAACACAAGAAAUUUCUUAAA
Molecule: messenger RNA, 1830 nt
Organism: Populus nigra (black poplar)
Lineage: Eukaryota; Viridiplantae; Streptophyta; Magnoliopsida; Malpighiales; Salicaceae
Exons: 9
Coding region: 337-1572 (411 amino acids)
Source: RefSeq, a predicted model, not a curated record